AUGCAGCAGCAGCAACAGCUGCAAGAGCAGCAGCAGCAGCAACAGCAGCAGAGCACGUCAGCAGGCACAUUUGCUGGCUUAAGAAGCAGCAAAGAGCUGAAGCAGCAGCAGCAGCAGAGCAGUGCGCAGCAUUCUAAAGGAGCAGAUUCAGGAGCAGCAACAGCAGCAGCAGCAGCAGCAGCAGCAGCAGCAGCAGCAGCGUGA
Molecule: messenger RNA, 204 nt
Organism: Eimeria necatrix
Lineage: Eukaryota; Apicomplexa; Conoidasida; Eucoccidiorida; Eimeriidae
Exons: 1
Coding region: 1-204 (67 amino acids)
Source: RefSeq, a predicted model, not a curated record